This is a messenger RNA of Symbiodinium natans, 1254 nucleotides long. The record is from the annotation of a GenBank genome assembly. NCBI's taxonomy places the organism in Eukaryota, Dinophyceae, Suessiales, Symbiodiniaceae.
AUGGCAACCAUUAUGGUCAAAUUGCUCUACCCGGACCUAGCGGUGGCAUCGCUGAAUGGCGGUGUUGAUGCCUGCGCAGGUGGAGGGGCAGGCAGUCCCCAGUGCCAGAAGAUCAUCGCCAAGGCUUCAGCGGUGGGUGCAAUGUUUCAGACAGCAGCAGGUUUCUUGAGCAUCUUUGUGAUUCCUUUCAUUGGUUCCUGCUCCGAUCACUACGGCCGGCGGCCAAUGCUGAUCCUGGGCUGUCUGUCUUCAAAGGUUGCUCUCAUUGCGCUGAUUUGCGAUGUCUACGUUGGCACAUCCAUUUACUACUUCUUCGUGGGUGCGAUGAUCCCGAACAUUUUCUCUAUCCCCAUGCUGAUGUGGCUAUGGAUUUCUGACCAAACGCCGCCCAACGAGCGUGGGAAGAUGUUCGGAAGACUGGCUGCGGCAACAAACAUUGAAGGUGUUGUUGUUCCCUUCGUUGCUGUGCUGGCCCGCAAUGGCAAAGUUGCUGUUUUGGUCUUGGCCUUUGUCCGAGUCUUUGGGCUGUUGGUUCUGAUUUUCGGCGUGCGCGAGUCUCGUCCGCCGGACAUGCUGGAUUCAUCGGCCAGGAGCAUGUUUUCCGAUGGGAGAAGUGCAUUCUUUCAGCGCUGGAGAGGGAUCUCUCAGCUGUUUGCUGACAAAGAUUUGCGACUGCUGAUCUUGUCUGGGAUGAUCGGAACAUUUGCGAGCGCUGGAGCAACCGGCGUCCAGUUCCUGUUUUGCAAGGAAAAGUUUGGUGCCACCAUGGAGACCUUUGCCCCACUGGUGGCCCUGGCCACGCUGAGCAACUUGUUGGUCCAGCUCUUCAUCCUCAAGCCACUUGAGAACCGGGUGGGUAUCCGGGGUGUUUUCAUACUGGCAGCGUCCGCUGGAGCCGGAUUGAUGAUUGCCAUGGCCCUGGCACCGACACUUCACUGGCAGUAUUUGGUGAACGUCUUCUGGGGCCUCUCGACUAUCGGACUUCCCGCCUUUCAGACGGUUCUCUCGAAUGUGGCGGGAACCGUGCCGGGCCUCUCACCAGCUGUAGCGCUCGGAGCCCUGCAGGCGAUAGUGUCGUUGAUGACAAUGGCUGGCGAUCCAGCAUUCGAAGGCAUCCUGUCGUCCUCUCUCCACCUGCCUGUUGGCGGUCGAAUUCAUCCAGAGGCACCCUUCCUCUUCGGAGCUGUCCUCUAUGUCGUGGUGGUCAUGGUCCUGCUCUGCGUUCCACGUGAGCUUUUCGAUAGGGGGCUGUGA